AUGCCUCCUGAAGACGAGAACACAGCUCUGUACGUGGAUGAAGACGUGAAUUUCUCGGUCCGUCGCCAACAGGAAAUUCCUACUCCAGCUGAUGAUGAAAUUCUUAUCGAAACGCAAUUUUCUGGAACCAAUCCCGCCGAUCUCAAACAUGCCACGCUCCUAGGCAUCUAUCCUGCAGUUCUUGGAUAUGACUUUUGCGGCACAGUUCUCAAGGCCCCUACCAGUUCGACAUUCCAACCCGGAGACCUAGUUGCUGGAUACACACCCACCGGAAUAAACCGACCGCCCAAAUACGGUACCCAUCAGCGAUACUUGGCAUGUCCCGAGGAUAUGGUCUUUCCAGUCCCUGCAGCACUACCACUACACCAUGCUGCGAGUUUGACGGUGGUGGCCAUGACUGCUGCGGAUGCUCUAUAUAAUAUCUUCAACCUUCCUCUGCCGCAUGAACAUGACAACCAAGCGAAAUCUACGAAGUCCUUGUUGAUUUGGGGCGCCUCAUCGAGCGUUGGUCUUUGUGCUCUCCAGCUCGCUCGUGUGAGUGGUGUUCAUCCGAUUAUCGUCACUGCUUCUCCAGAGAGACAUUCCCUACUACAAGAGCUUGGGGCCACUCGCUGCUUUGACUACAAGUCUUCCAGUGUUAUUUCGGAUAUUAAAGCGACCGUGAGAGAUUCUCAGCAGGGUCCAUUGACAUGCGGAUUCGAUGCAGUUGGAAGCCAUAAGGGAGGUGUCAGCUCCGCACAGUUAGUUGCUGAGUGCUGUUCGGAAGAUGCAACGCUUGUAUCUGUUGUUGUUCAGAGUGACCUCAAAUUCAAGAUGCCUAUUGCCACCCCGAACAGGAAUGUGGUUAUCAAGGUCCAGGAUGUGCCAUUCCCGAUUACGAUCCCUGCAAGACCGGCAGAUUAUCAGCGUGCGUGGCGUGCGCUGACCUGGGCCGUGGAGAAUUAUGGUAUUAAGUUUCGACUGCCUUCUGUCGACGUAUUUGAAGGGACGGCAGAAGAGGCGAUGGAAGAGUUGAAGGCGAUAGCAGAUGGAGGAAGGUUUGGGAAGCUGGCGUUGAAGCAUCCACUACAGUAG
This is a messenger RNA of Aspergillus piperis CBS 112811, 1074 nucleotides long. Its product is annotated as zinc-binding alcohol dehydrogenase family protein. NCBI's taxonomy places the organism in Eukaryota, Fungi, Ascomycota, Eurotiomycetes, Eurotiales, Aspergillaceae. The coding region runs from base 1 to 1074 and encodes 357 amino acids. Gene Ontology annotation, molecular function: oxidoreductase activity, acting on NAD(P)H. The record is from RefSeq and is a predicted model, not a curated record. The transcript has a single exon.